Molecule: messenger RNA, 605 nt
Organism: Brienomyrus brachyistius
Lineage: Eukaryota; Metazoa; Chordata; Actinopteri; Osteoglossiformes; Mormyridae
Exons: 4
Coding region: 90-509 (139 amino acids)
Biological process (GO): signal transduction
Molecular function (GO): protein binding
Source: RefSeq, a predicted model, not a curated record
GCUGUCAGUGCUGACUUAGGGGGGCUCUUCACGCAGUGCCAAAGUGCCAAACCAUUUAAGGAAGGAAAUUUUGUAGGAAAGACACCAAAAUGCCAAAUAGAGCUCAAGAGGAUGCAGUGAUCAAUCUUAAGUCGGUCCAGGAUCUUUCCAAGCACCUGGGAUUUGAGUGGACCAUCCUGGCAUAUGAGUUGGGUUUUACCAGACCUGAAGUCAGGCAGUUCCACAUAACUGCAGCAGAGAAGAAAGCCCAAGCCAAGAAGAUGCUGGAGUGCUGGUAUGAAAGAACGUGGGACAAACUAAACAAGACCAAGAUCCUGCAGGAUGCUCUUGAGCGUGCAGGUCGCAAGGACCUGGCUGACCGCCUGAGAUGUCUGCACUGGGGCCAUCAGAAGUUGAGCACGAAGGUGGAGCUGCCCUCAGCCUUUCCCUUCCUGAUCACCGUCCACAGGACCAUAGACAACCGCCAGGCUCUUCUCCGAAUUAACGACCUCAGUCGAAGAUACACUUAGCUAUUCCUAUGCAACAAUACCACCAUUUCUUUUUCGCAAAGCUGUCAAUUUCAAAUAAUCUAUUUCUCAAUAAAACAGUUCAUUAGUCUCAUAAAA